UUCUGUUUGUUUGCACUCACUUGAUCCGGAGCGGAAAUUCCUCUCCGUUUUUGUGAAUGACAAACUCAUUAACAAUUCAUCAGCACGGGGCCGCUCCAUCCGGCCCCCGUUGCCAGGGCGACCGCCACCGAGGCCUCAUCCGAUUGGCCGCGGCGGACACAAUGUGACCCGGUGGACACGCCUUCCCCAGUUUGUAGCCACUCAGCGAGCACCGGCGCCGCAGAGAGAGACAGAGGGGGAGACAGAGACCGCAGAGCGCCGAUUCACAUCUCGGACCGAGCGCAGGAAGAGAAACACGCGGCGCCCCGCACGCACACAAACAAGACGCGCUUAACCCGCACGGCGCGCGGUGUCUCCGGCGCGACCCCGGACCGUCUGCUGCAGGAAGAGGAGCCGUGGAGUUAUAUAAGAGCCCCGGCGCGACUCAUUGAGAAAUCACACGCACAGACGCAUGAAUGAUCGCGAGCGGAGGCAUCGAUCUGUGAAGGAAACCCGCGUCCGUCCCGAAGCGCGCGGAGCGCACUGAAGGAUUUUAGACUGAGCUUCUAUUCCGCACUUUUUCUGCGCAAUUUUUUUUGCUUUAUUGUCGCUGCCUCCGCGCUGCAGCCAGAAAACCUCUCCAAGGACCUCACUUCUCCAGAUCCUGCCCCCCCCCCCCGCCCCCCCUCGCACAACCUCCAACUCCUGCUUAUAAAUGCUCGACAAGCUCAGACCCGUCAUCCAGCUCGACUCCGUCAUGGCGAUAAGCAAGACCGUGUGCUGGCUGCAGGAGCAGCUGGAGACGCGCAGGGACGGCCUGCUGGUGAUGGACUGCCGCGCGCAGGAGCUCUACGAGUCGUCGCACGUCGACACGGCCAUCAACGUGGCCAUCCCGAGCCUCAUGCUGCGCCGCCUCAAGAAGGGCAACCUGCCCGUGCGCUCGCUGCUCUCCGACGGCGAGGACCGCGAGAAGUUCGUGCGCCGCUGCACGACGGACACCAUCGUGCUGUACGACGAGUACAGCCGCGAGUGGAACGAGAACGUGGACGGCGGCUCGGUGCUGGGUCUGCUGCUGAGGAGGAUGAAGGACGAGGGCUACAGGGCCUACUAUCUGGAGGGUGGCUUCAGUAAAUUCCAGGCCGAGUAUCCGGGUCUGUGCGAAACCAACCUGGACGGCACCUCCAACACCAGCUCCCCCACCGCGCAGGUGCUGGGCCUCGGUGGCCUGCGGAUCAGCUCCGACUCGUCCGACAUCGAGUCGGACAUCGACCGGGAGCCGAGCAGCGCCACGGACUCGGACGGCAGCCCGCUGUCCAACCCGCAGCCCUCCUUCCCGGUGGAGAUCCUGCCGCACCUGUACCUGGGCUGCGCCAAGGACUCCACCAACCUGGACGUGCUGGAGGAGUACGGCAUCAAGUACAUCCUCAACGUGACCCCCAACCUGCCCAACCUCUUCGAGAACGCGGGGGAGUUUAAGUACAAGCAGAUCCCCAUCUCGGACCACUGGAGCCAGAACCUCGCGCAGUUCUUCCCCGAGGCCAUCGGCUUCAUCGACGAGGCUCGAGGCCAGAAGUGUGGCGUCCUGGUGCACUGCCUGGCGGGCAUCAGCCGCUCCGUCACCGUGACGGUGGCCUACCUGAUGCAGAAGCUCAACCUGUCCAUGAACGACGCCUACGACAUCGUCAAGAUGAAGAAGUCCAACAUCUCGCCCAACUUCAACUUCAUGGGCCAGCUGCUGGACUUUGAGCGCACGCUGGGCCUCAAGAGCCCGUGCGACAACCGCAUCGCGGCGCCCAGCCAGCAGCUGUACUUCACCACGCCGACCAACCACAACGUCUUCCAGCUGGACCCCCUGGAGUCCACGUGAGGCGGCCCGCCGCUACACCCCCCCCCCCUGCCGGAGGGUCUCGCGGGCCUCCCCCCCCCUUUUUUCGGAAAAGCUGCAAAACGCUUUCUCUCGUUUUUUCCGCCCUGCGGCGUGGGACCGGGGCGCCACGACCUCAUUGACGCGGGCGCCGCUGAGCGGGAACGAGCGGAGGGCCGACGCCGUCCGGCCCGACGCGCAGCUGCUUGCUGACCAGAUGAGGAGAGACAGCGAAAGACACAAGGGAAGCGAGAUAUCUUCUUCAAUCUUUACAUCGCUGCCGGGGCUCCUGUGGUUCCCCCCCCCCCUCCCCCCCCUCUCUUUUUGUCAUUGUAUCUUGACAGGACUUAACGUGAUUUGUUGGACAGCUGAUGCUUCAGAGCUCCUGGGCUGGUGUGCCAAAGAGACGCGAUUGUUCGAACUGGACGGAUCUAAAAAAAAAAAAACCUCUCUGCUAAGACGGCAGGGUGCGUUGUCUCCUUCGUCUUCUGUGAAGACCCUGCCUGUGGGGGGGGGGAAGCCCCCCCGGCUUCACACGGCACGCUAUGAACGUGACUCGAUUUUUGCAUUUGUGGAGACUUCUCACACAUUUAUACGUUGUGAAUAUAUCUUCUAUAUAAUAUAAAAGUAAAAAGCCUUGCUCUACUAUCUACCCUUUGCAACAAGAGGGUACUCAUUGUUUCAUAUUCUACUUUCACGUAAGCUAACAAACUGCAUAUUGAUCAGUAUGUCAAAGUUGAUUAUGCCAAAAAAAAUCAAGUAGGAUUUUCCAAGAAUUGUGCAAAAAUAUGUACAUGUGUAAUAUAUUUGAUGAUCGCUUUACGUGUGAAUUCAGCCGACGGGCCUUGUUUUUGCUCCCACCCCCCCCACGAAUCAAAGUCACCUUGGUGGUUUGCCUUACUUUUUCGCUCAGAAGAUGUUUUUAUUUUGCAUUAACCUUCAGAGAUUCCCCCGUUUUCUUGAGCAUCCCAGAGAUUUAAAGUAUAUAUAUUUUCACACAAAAAUACAUUAUUUUUUUCCAUUUGGCACCACGCAGAAGACAGCGUCCGUUGGAGGCCGAAUGGUCUGGAUCUCUGAAGGUCAAUGUGCGACGUCCUGAGCUCUGCACAAGCGCCAACAGUCUGGGACAAUUGGACUAAAGUCGGGCUUUGGUCACCUUCGCCUCUUCAGGGAAAUGCAGUUUUUAUUUGUGAGAGAAAAAUAAUGCCCCUCUACAAAGAAGGCCAUUUUCCAGAGGAAGCCAUCUGUGGCAACCCCCCCCCCCCCCCCCCCCCC
Pungitius pungitius (ninespine stickleback) is the source of this 3118-nucleotide messenger RNA. It is a transcript of the gene dusp6, whose product is annotated as dual specificity phosphatase 6. Gene Ontology annotation, cellular component: cytosol; cytoplasm. Lineage: Eukaryota; Metazoa; Chordata; Actinopteri; Perciformes; Gasterosteidae. The coding region runs from base 695 to 1846 and encodes 383 amino acids. The record is from RefSeq and is a predicted model, not a curated record. Gene Ontology annotation, biological process: protein dephosphorylation; positive regulation of apoptotic process; negative regulation of ERK1 and ERK2 cascade. The transcript is spliced from 3 exons. Gene Ontology annotation, molecular function: MAP kinase tyrosine/serine/threonine phosphatase activity; MAP kinase tyrosine phosphatase activity; protein tyrosine/threonine phosphatase activity.